Messenger RNA from Magallana angulata, 3132 nucleotides. Its product is annotated as tripartite motif-containing protein 45-like. NCBI's taxonomy places the organism in Eukaryota, Metazoa, Mollusca, Bivalvia, Ostreida, Ostreidae. The coding region runs from base 12 to 2000 and encodes 662 amino acids. The transcript has a single exon. The record is from RefSeq and is a predicted model, not a curated record. Gene Ontology annotation, molecular function: zinc ion binding.
AGUAAAACGUAAUGGCCGAGUCAACAAUCGUGGAGCCUGAAAAGGAACCAUUUCGUUGUCCGAUAUGUCUCGAGAGAUUAAACAUCCCGCGAUACUUGCCAUGUCUACACACUUUUUGUGAGGUUUGUAUUCAGACGUUUAUAUCAAGUUCGACAACCCGAGACAAAGAAGAUGAUUUGAAUGUCAUUAACUGCCCAGUGUGUAGACAACAAGUUAAGGAACCAGAAAAGGAUAUUUCAAGCGAAGAUUGGGCGAAAAUCCUUCCGCUAAAUAAAUGGGCAUGGACGAUGACAUUUAAUCCCAAAAAGCUUCCCAUAAAACAUUGUAUGUUUUGCAAACGGGAAGAGUUAACUGUCUUGGCCAAACAUUGGUGUAAAUCGUGUGCAGAACCUCUCUGUGAAGACUGUAAACGUUUCCAUACACGGGUCCCUAUUCUUCAGGGUCACAAAAUAGUCGAGAUGGGCCAAAUGGAAAAAUGGUGUGAAGCCGUCGAUAUAGAAGAGACCUGUGACAUUCACAGAGGGAAAACCGUCGACAUCUUUUGCAAAGACCACAACGAACUAUGUUGUGGUGUGUGCUUUGCAAACCGUCAUAAAAGAUGUGCUAAUUUUGAUUCCAUCGAUGCAUUAGUGAUGAGUCUUGACAAAGACCAAAUUAAAGACAAACUUAAAUUAUUAUCCAGCCUUCAUGAUUGUAUUACCGUGCUGCAGGAGGAAAAUAAGAGACAGAUUGCUGUUCUCUGUACUUCAAAGGAGGACAUUUGCUCUUCAUUCGCAAACAAAAUUGAAGAAGCUAAAAUGUAUUUAGACCAGGCUCAUGAACAAUGGCUUAAACGUUUCGAGGUAGAACAUGCUUACCAAACAGACCAAAUUGAGGUAGUGUUGGAUGAACUGAAGCGAUUUGAUAUCACGGUCACUGAAGCGAGGUCCAUGCUUUCCUCGGUUCUUGACAACGGUUCUGACAAACAGAUUUUUAAAAUUCAAUCGAAAGUUAACGGUCAAAUUCUUAGUCACUUCAACCGUUUGAAGUCUUUGGAUAUAUGGGACCUGACUGAAUCUUAUGGUUUUGACACAAAUCAACUUGAUAAUAUAACAGAUUCCAUGAAAUUUGAAGAUGUGAUUCUUUCAAAGAGGCCAAGCGAUGCUCCAAAGAGAAUUUCUGUUCAGGGGAAAUCUCUUUUCUUGGGUUUGCCAACUUCUAAGCCAUGGCUAGAAUAUCUGGAUCUAAUGUCUUCAACAUUUCAUGAAACAUCCAGCUCAAAAAUAAAAGGUUUGGAGUAUUUUGCAUUAUAUAUAGAUGACGUAAAUGUUGUCAUUUCGGAUGAAAAUGCAUUGAAGGUGUACAAUACCUGUACUGAAAAAUUGAUAAACACACACCAUUGUGACAGUAAACCAUUUGACAUUUGUCAUGCAUAUAGUAUGAACAGAAUAUAUGUAGCAUUUGGGACUUUUGUUGUCCUGUAUGAAAUAAACAAUCAGGGUAUGGAAUUUAUUGAACUUGAGAAGAUUCAAGUAGAAGGAGUCGUGCAGGGAAUAGCAAGGACUAUAGACGGGUUCUUUACCGCCAACGAAUCAUCAGUCUCAUUUCGAUGUAGUGAUUUCACAAUAAAGUUUUACCUUCCAUAUGUCAAACCAGGAGCCAGACCUUUUAUUUGUUCGUCAUUUUUUGGUAGAAAAGUAGCAUAUACCACAGAUCGCGAAGUCAUAGUCAUGGACACCAAGGGAAACAAGCUGUCGGAGUAUUCUUGUUCCGGUAUUUAUCCAACUGGUCUGUCUUUUGAUUCUAAUGACAAUAUCAUUGUUUGUUCAUAUAGUAGUCUGCCAAAGCAAAUCAAAUUUGAUGGAACAUCAAGGCGAAGUCUGGAAAUUGGUAAUGGUCAAGGUUAUUUUCCUAGGAACAUUAUAUUUCAUCCAGAAGGUCACAAAUUUAUAACAAUUAGUGUGCGGACAAGUCUUUUAUUUCUGUCUGAUCUAAUACAAGAAUUUGAAAUAGAGAAAUAAACAUAAUUUUCAUACAUGUAGAUGCGCAUCGCAGAACCUAUACCCGGUAGUUACAUGUGGUGUUUUUGUUUGACAUUCUUCGCGGGGCUAAUGGCCCAAUACGUUUACUGCAACGAUAUAAAAAAAUUUAACCCCAUUUUGGUUUUAUUGUGUUUAUUGGUCUUUAUUGAUUGAUUUUAUUAGUAUUACUUGAUGUCCUUUAACUCUCUGUUAGUUGUCAACUUUUAAAUCAGAAUACUGUGACUUGAUACAUGUGUCAUACUAUCCAAAUUGGUGUUUAUGCCAUGCAAUCCAUUUCUCUUUGAGUUUGCCAAUAAUGCAUAAUUAUGCGUGUAACAUUCAACAACUAUCCUACAGUUACAAACUUGAAUUGUAGCAUGUUAAAUUGUACUUUUUUCAAAAUAGCUUAUAUUAGUUAUCCGUCGUUCACUCCAUAUCCGUGCAUGUGUAUAACAAAAGAUACAUUUUGUAAGUCGAUCAUUUUUAAAUAAAGGCUCGAUAUUACAUAUAGUAGUUCUUAUUCUCCAAUUACUAAUUGUAUGAUUCAUGCACCUACUGCCACCUAGUGAUUAUUUUCUUCAUUACUGUCAUGGUCAUACCGCUAUUCAGACAAAACAUCUGAGGCGUGUUCAGCCGGGCGGGUGCUGGCGUGCGCUCGCUAAAACUUGAGUUGCAUGGAUAAGGAAUUUUGGCGAGCGCUCGCGAGCACUCUUAUGCUUAACAUAGAUUAAGGUUCUACAAUGUAUUAGGGAAAAAAAGAAUUGACCUUUAAGGCAAACGGAUUUCCCCGAAAAAUUACUCUUGAAAAUCAAAGAUUUUUUUUUUUACAUUUUCUAUCGUACCUAUAUAUUUUUAAAAUUUUCAAAUCUGCAUUUUGAACCUAUCAUAUUGCUUCAGUAUAGAUUAAGUUGUCCACGUAUUCCUUGAACAUUCUAAAAUUCCAUCACAUGCAUUUUUUUUUUUUUUGCAGUUUUUCGCGUUUAUUUUGUGACAAAGGUAAUUUCUGUGCUUUUCUUGUACCUAUAAUAAAUUUGCUAAAAAAAUACUAAGUCUUGCAUUGUUGAACUGUGUGUUAUUUGAAACUUUGGUUAUUUAACAUUAUAACAUAGUAAGCUACAAUUAAUCAAUAAGU